Messenger RNA from Musa acuminata subsp. malaccensis (wild Malaysian banana), 3097 nucleotides. RefSeq lists its product as uncharacterized. The record is from RefSeq and is a predicted model, not a curated record. NCBI's taxonomy places the organism in Eukaryota, Viridiplantae, Streptophyta, Magnoliopsida, Zingiberales, Musaceae.
UUCCUCUUCCUCUUCCGCUCUCCCUUCGGUCUCUCCUCCUCUUCUCUCUUUCUCUCUCUCGCGAUGCAAUGAUACGCGCCGGCGGUGGCUCCUACCGCAAUCGCCUCCCUUCCCCGCCACCGCCCCCUCCUCCGCCCCCGCCCUUGCCGCAGAACCCCUCCUCGUCGUCCACCCUCUCGCCUUUGGCUCGCCCUUUCACCAUCGACCACAUCUUCCACUCUUCCCCGCCGCCGCCCUCGUACCACCGUCUUCCCACCGUCGAUCGACCCUCCGCCUCCCUAUUGCCCUCCCACACCGCCAUCUCCUCCGUUGGCUCUCUCCGUACCCAACCGAGCACUGGACCCGUGGCUGACCCGUUCGCCCACUACUAUUCUAACUCGCAACCGCCAGCGAUUGUUGAUUCGUUCAGGCCCUCUUCUGCCUUCUCUGGAGUUGGGACGGACCCGUGGAACAGGCCGUUUGACGAGGAGAUGGGGCAUGGGAUGCGUACUGAUGCGGUCUGGUCGUGGACGGAACCGUCGUUAGGCUACAAGGUGCCACCUUUUCAAGAAGAACAUGCAGGCAAUGGCUGUAGCUAUUAUGACAGUGAUUCUUAUGGUGUUUGGCAUGGAAUACUUCCUAAUUCAGUGACAGAAAAAGUACACUUCAGAUCUCAAAGUCCCGAAUGGUUACACAAUAUGCAACCGGAGAAUUAUGAGCAAAACAUUAGAACCCCGAUCUCAGCACCAACUGCUUUACUUAAAGGAAUACAUUGCUCUGGGACAACAGGUUCAACUCCCGGGAUGGGUUCGCAUGACACUUUUGUUUCAAACUCCACUUAUGAUAGAUACAUGAAACAACUUGAUUCAUGUUCAGUGAUACCAUGUUCAGUUUCAAGCCAAAUAUUUUCACCAUCCGACUUAAGAGCUGUUUCAAAUGUCAAUUCUACUUUGUCAUAUAAGACGGUCCUUCAUGAAGUGCCACGUAAUACCAAUGAUUCAUCAACUAUACCUUCUAAGCUAAAGGAGCCUAACCUCAACCAAAACUUAGGGAGCAAAAGGAGUCAUGAUGAGCAGAGAGGAGAAGAUUACAGCCUAAGCAAAAGCACACCCUCAGCUGCAGAUCUUGGGGAAGAUUUUCCUUCCAGUACUAAUAAUGCUACUGACAGUCACUUGAAUCUUUCUGCGGCAAAAAAUCCUGGUUUGAGAUUAACAAAUUUGGUUAUUACUGAUGCUUUUCCAUCCAUAUGCAGUUCUGUGGAACCAGAUAAAUCCAUGAAAAGUUCUUCAGAAGCAAUUGACCAGCAUAGCCUUGCCGUUGAUUCACCAUGUUGGAAAGGAACUCCAUCUUCUCGGCAGGCACCAUUUCCUGUUGAUGAAAUGCUUGUUCAAACAGCUAUUGAGGAGUCGAAAAAUUAUGUCGGUCUUUGUCAAGAUCGAAGGCAACUUCUUGAGAGUGUUGGGAGGUCCAAGAAUCCUGCAGAACAAGAUGGGAACUUGAUUUUUGAUGAAAGGAAGAAAAAUUCUACUUCUGAAAAGCCACAAUGCUCAUCAGUUAUUUCACCAAUCAUACAUCAGAGACCUGAAAAUGUAAACAAAAAAUUGCCCAACUAUAGAAAAGAUGACAGUGAAAAUGAGAUCCUGUUUGAUGUUGUCUAUAGUGAACACAAAAAUAAAACAAUUGAAGUUGAGAGAGUUUCUAAAGUACAAGUGGGUGAUGCUGUCAAAUCUUUCGAAACAGAAAGUACUGUGGUCAAUAAAUUCCCACAAGCAAAGGGCAUUGAGGAUUACAACAAAGGCUCAUGUUCAUCACCACAGAAAAACACAAAGGAGCUUGUUAAGGCAAUGCAUGGUUCUUCAAUAAAGUUGUUGUGUACCAACUUUAGUGGUGAUGAUGAACUGGAACCACAUGACUAUCGGCUUCUCUACUCUGUGAUUAACAACAUUGCACUUGUUCUCAAGGACAAGAAGGGCUUUGUUGGUUGCAAUCCUCAUUGUUCAGGUUUGGAGGCUGCAUGGUCUUUCUGUAGAUGUUCAAAUACUGAUGAUGUAGACCAGAUCAACAUGAAGGGGAAGAUGCAUUCUGUUGGGCACAACAAUGUUAAUGAUGAAUUGCAAAAGGACAACAACACAAAUCUCAGGAAAGUCAAUGACAUUACUCAGAUCUAUGAGAAUGCUUUAUCAAAAUCUUUCUCUGAAAGAGAAGAAAACACACAGACACUGUUGUAUAAGACUCUCUGGAUAGAAGCUGAAGCUGCAGCUUGUAGAUUGAAGUAUGAACUUCAACUUACUCAAACAAAGACUCAAUCUGAAAACUUGAAGGAUUCACGAUCAGACACAUCAUCAAGCCUGCCUUUUGCCCAUGAUCUUCAGGGGCACAAGGACAAAGGAGUUCUGGUGGGUACUAUUUCUCCCACCAAAGUUAGCGAAGGGAUAAGUAAAUGUCAAAAUCCUCAUGAGGCAUCAGCAACCUGUGAAUCGAACAAGUCAGAGGAUAUUGAAUCAUCAGUUAUGACUAGAUACAAGAUUCUGAAGGAUCGGAGUGUCAGCUCAAGUUAUAGGAGCAUGGAGGAACUUGACCCAGAGGACACAGGAACAUGCUCAGGCACAAGAGAAGUUGUGUAUGGUUCUCCUGAUGUUGCAAAUACUUCUAGCAUAAAAGACCUGCCAGUAAAUCUUGCUGAUUUGGGAUUCAUGGAGAGUGUGAUGCAGCCGUAUGACGAAGACAGACCCACACCUCGGUCUUCGCAUUUGACUGCUGUGCAGCCACUUGGUGCGGCAAGUGACGAAGAACUCGGGUCAGGUUUGAAUAUUUCAGGAUAUGUAGAUGCGAAACGGAUGUUCUCAGGCCCUUUGAAUGGAUCACUGAUUCAGUCAUACAUGACAUACAAUCAGGGGAACUGGUCCCUCACCAGUGGAUAUGAAAAUUCCUCUUCCGAAUGGGAGCAUGUGCUGGGGGAGGAGUCCACACAGCAUUGAAAAAACGUUACUGUUACUUGAAGAACUGGAUAUAUUGUAAAUAAACAAUAUAACAUUUGGGGAUUGUGUUUGGAACAUGUGAAACUGCAUAUUGGAUAAUAUGAACAGCUUUAUACAAUCAAAUCAUUCAUUUGCUGUAA